AUGGUGCUGGCAACCCACUUGAUGAGCUGCUCAAUAGGCUUUUCGCAACCCGCCUCUCUUAGAAGCUCGUGGCCGAUGUUAUCGUACUCAAACACGUGCUUCUCUUCGCUCUUUAUCCUCUCGACAAACUCUUGA
Chondrus crispus (carragheen) is the source of this 135-nucleotide messenger RNA. RefSeq lists its product as hypothetical. The transcript has a single exon. Bases 1 to 135 code for a protein of 44 amino acids. The record is from RefSeq and is a predicted model, not a curated record. NCBI's taxonomy places the organism in Eukaryota, Rhodophyta, Florideophyceae, Gigartinales, Gigartinaceae.